This is a messenger RNA of Lactuca virosa, 3365 nucleotides long. The record is from the annotation of a GenBank genome assembly. NCBI's taxonomy places the organism in Eukaryota, Viridiplantae, Streptophyta, Magnoliopsida, Asterales, Asteraceae.
CGUUAACUGUAACAGAUCAGAAUAAUUGAGAGAAAACAGUCGAGGAAAGGUACCCACCUACUCAAAUCGAUUCAAGUCGAAAGAAGAAAUUAAGCAAUACAUCCUAUGGAAAUCAAAGUAUAAGCUUGCAAAGUAAAGAACUUAGAAAGGGUGUCGGCUAAAGAAUGGCGUUGCUGGGAAUUUGAGGUUUUAUUGGAAAUCACAUCUCUCGUUAUAAAUUUCAUUUCGUUGAGGUGCUCAAACCACAUAAAUUCUAUCUCAACAAAUCAACACAUCCAUGGCAUCUUCAUCUUCUCCUUCUGCUCUGGCCUUUUCUUCUCAAUCAUGGAAGUACCAUGUUUUUCUUAGCUUUAGAGGAGAAGAUACUCGUAAGACUUUUGUGGAUCAUCUCUAUUCAGCUCUUCAACAACAAGGGAUCUAUACUUACAAGGACAACGAAACACUUCCUCGGGGCGAAUCGAUUGGUCCAUCCCUUAUGAAAGCUAUAGAAGAAUCUCAAAUUGCUGUCAUCAUAUUCUCUGAAAACUAUGCAGAUUCUUCAUGGUGCUUAGAUGAACUUGAAUGUAUUAUGAAAUGCAAAGAUACAAAAGGCCAAAUCGUUAUGCCCAUAUUUUAUGAUGUGGAUCCCUUUGAAGUGCGAAAACAGAAACGAAAGUAUGGAGAAGCAUUUGUUAAACAUUGGUUGGAGAACGAAACCAAAGUUGAGUCUUGGAGAAAAGCACUUGUGGAUGCAAGUAACCUUUCUGGAUGGGAACCCAAGCACAUUGCCAACGGGCAUGAAUCAAAGGUUAUCAAAGAAAUUCUUGAUGCAAUUUCACAAAGGUUGCAGCUAGUAACUUCAAGUGCAAAUGAGAAUCUGAUUGGGAUUGGGAACCGCAUGCAACGUUUGAAAUCAGAGUUACAAAUUGAGUCAGGUGGUGUGCGCAUGAUUGGAAUAUGGGGGGUUGGGGGUGGUGAAAAUGUACGCGAGGAAUCAAGAAAGAAUGGUUUGGAAAAAUUGCAAGAAGAAAUUCUCUCUGUUGUUUUGAAACAAAAGAAAUUGAAGGUACGUAGAGUCGAGGAAGGAAGACGUUUGAUAAUAUCUAUUAAGCUCUUUUGCAAGCAUGCACCCCGUGGUCAUAGAUGUAUAGAAGAUUAUGAGUUGCUUUCAGAAGAUGUGGUUUCUUAUGCUGGUGGGCUUCCAUUAGCACUUACAGUUCUCGGUUCUUUUCUAUGUGACAAAGACAUUCAUGAGUGGAGGAGUGCAUUAGCCAGACUAAAAGAGAUCCCGGAUACUGAUAUUGUAGAAAAGUUAAAAAUCAGCUUUGAUGGACUUAAACCAAUAGAGAAAGAAUUGUUCCUAGAUAUUGCAUGUUUUUUUAGGAGGGAGUUAAAGGACAAGACAAUGGAGAAACUUGAUGCUUGCGGUUUUCAUCCUGUUAUAGGUAUAAAGGUGUUGAUACAAAAAGCUCUUAUAACUAUUUCAGAUGGACUAUUUGAUAUGCAUGAUUUGAUACAAGAAAUGGCACACUACAUUGUUAGAGGGGAACACCCUAACAAUCCUGCCAAACAUAGUAGACUUUGGAAGAAGGAGGAUGUUCUUAGAAUAUUUGCUAUGGAUGCAACGAUGAAACUUGACAAUAUUGAAGCAAUAAAAUUUUGGGAUGCUACGGAUGAGGAAUUACAACAUUUUGUUCAUGUGGCUGCAAACAUGAAAAAACUUCGGUUGAUUAGUUUGAGGACUGAAGAGAGUAUUGAGACUACACGCCCAUUGCCAGAAAAUUUUCCACCAAGGGAGUUGUGUUGUCUAAGAUUGCAAGGUCUUAAGCAAAAACAACUUUGGGAAGGCUAUAAGUAUCUGCCAAAUCUGAAAAACAUGGAACUUAUUGCUUUGGAGAAGCUAAUUGUGACUCCAGAUUUUGAUGGACUUCCGAAUCUUGAAAGAUUGACACUUACCGAAUGUUAUUGUUUAGAAGAGGUUCAUCCAUCGAUUGGGCACUUGGAUAGUCUUGUUGCCUUAUGUAUAAUAGAUGCUUCGUGCCUUAAGUUGUUUCCACACAUUACCCAAUUAAAAAAGCUCGAAACCCUUAUAUUUUUAGAUUGUUUCCAAAAUUUUAAGCCGUCGGCGUUCCAACAACAGAACAAUAGCAGUAUACCACAUCUUCAAUUGGAUAAUGGUGGGAAAGAAGUUGGAUCCUAUAAAGAAUCUGUUACAAACUCUUUGGUUACUUGUUGGAGGUGUGGUUUGAGCAAUCUUCCUGGUGUUAAAUGUUGUUUAGAAGAGCCUUGUUUACCUCACAACAACAUAGAGUUACGUUUUUCUUAUAAAGGCUUAUGUAAGUUGAAUCUCAGUGGUUGUGAAUUGGGAGAUGAAUACAUUGGCUCUUGUGUUUGGGAGUUACCCAACUUACAAGAACUCAGUCUAGCAGCAAAUAAUUUUUCAAGAUUGAAUUUUAGUCUCUUGCAACUUCCUCGGCUCAAAUGGCUAAACCUGGCAGCCUGCUUUAAUCUUGCGGAAUUGUCAGGGCUCCCAUCAAGUAUAGCUGUUGUUAUAGCGGAUGGUUGUAGCUCACUUGAAAGCUUUGGAAAUAUUUCAAACUGUAAAUGGUUGUGGAAAGUCUCACUUCUGGGGGACAACAAACUUUAUGGUGACAUAUUACUACACUACAUGCUCCAGGGAAAUGCUAUAGAGGAUCACUUUAUCAGUCUCAGUCUUGAACAUCAGAUGAUUCCAAAGGGGGUAGUAGUUAGGGGGAAAACAUUUACACUGAAUCUUCCAGAUAAUUGGUACAAUGACUUUUGUGGGUUCUUAGUACACAUUGUUACCGACAUUGAAUGUCCGAAAGUUACUAUAAUCAUCAUGGAGAAGGUUGAUGAUGAAGAUUCUAGAUUUGAGGCUCUAAAGGAGUCUAAUGAAGCAAUGGAUCCUGAAUAUAUUAAUGGAACAACAACAUCCAUAGGAUAUGUUUCGUUUAAUUCAUUGAAGCACACCACAUGGUCAAAUUCAUCAUACAAUAUGAUUUCGUUUUCCUUAGAAGAAACGUAUCGGAAUCCGGAUGCAGUUGAGAGUUACAUUGGAGCUGCACUUAUUCCUAGAAAAGGUAAAGGAGAUGAGGUGCAAACAACAGAUUGCUCAGGAUUCUGGGACAAAGAACGUACUAUACAUGAAAAGACAUUUAGGAUCCAACAUGAUUCAAAGUCCCCUGUCAAGAUUAUAUGGCAUCCUUUCAACUGGUAUUGACUAACCCAUUCCCACAGAUCUCUGAACUAUAUGCCAACUUGUAGCUCACACUGAACAAUUUUUUUUUGAGUUAUUGUGAUUAAGAUCAGUGGCAACAUACAUGUAUUUAAAUGAAUUUGUUUUUGUGAUCCAAAAUGUACCAAUA